UUGGUCAGAGCGUGCCGCGUGCCACAAUGUGUGUACACAGUGCUGUAACGUGUUGUUGGAGCUGUGCUUCGUUACGUGACACAAGAAACAACACAGUGUGUCGGCCGCUAUUGUUAGGCUCUUCUUCUAUCGGAGGAAUACGGCUUCUAUUUUCUUGGUCAACACAAGUCGGGGGCAGCGUGUUGUUUGACAAAGACACAGUUGUCGUCUGGUGGUUUUAUAAAAACUCGGAGCUAUGUAAACAGGCUAGAACACUAACUUCAUGGAUACCAGUGUUGCAACAAACUUACCUCCAGACAAAAUGACGUCAAUGGUGGGUCUAGAGAUUCACGAGGCGGCGUCUGUUGGGGACUUUGAUUCUCUGGAGGAGCUCAUCAAGAGUGGCAAGUUUGACGUCAACACGGGGGACGAGGACUGGAACAGGAAGACGCCCUUACACUGGGCUUGUCAAAGAGGUUUUGUUGAAUGUAUUCGACUUCUGCUAGACAACGGGGCCAAGGGUACGGUCCGCACCGAGACGGGUUGGACACCCGCCCACUGCGCAGCUGAGACCGGAAAGGUCACGGCCCUGAGGGCGCUGCACGCUGCCAACAUCCGGGUCGACAAGAAAGACAACUACGGCUGUACGCCAAGACGUCUGGCGGAGAUCUACGGCCACCAUGAGUGUGUCAAGUUCCUUAUACAGGCCGAACAAGAAAUAGAAGAGAGGCGCCAGGCUCUGGGCUUAACCGACUCCACCGACGAAGAAACGGAAGAGGACACAACAAUACAGACCAGCGUUGAAGACGACAAGAUAGAAAAUAUAAAACAGAAAACAAAAAAUAAAUGA
Physella acuta is the source of this 829-nucleotide messenger RNA. Its product is annotated as ankyrin repeat domain-containing protein 66. The record is from RefSeq and is a predicted model, not a curated record. Gene Ontology annotation, molecular function: protein binding. Lineage: Eukaryota; Metazoa; Mollusca; Gastropoda; Physidae.